Molecule: messenger RNA, 7694 nt
Organism: Sitodiplosis mosellana (orange wheat blossom midge)
Lineage: Eukaryota; Metazoa; Arthropoda; Insecta; Diptera; Cecidomyiidae
Product: general transcriptional corepressor trfA-like
Exons: 5
Coding region: 3523-6513 (996 amino acids)
Source: RefSeq, a predicted model, not a curated record
UUCCGUUCAGAUCGGUCGCGUUUCAUACACACAAAUCUGCAUUCUGAACGAGUUGCUUUUAUUUUAUCACAUUAAUUAGAAACAACAAUAAAAAAAGGAACUAUUUCACAUGUUUGUGUCUCUUUACACACUGUCAUUGACUCUAUUUUGAGUGCGAAUCACAUAAAUUUUACCUUUCAAAACAGCUGCACAAUAUUCCAUAAGUGUAUGGUGCAAUAUGAACACUUUUCAAUUGGAAUUUAAUUAAAACCAUGAUGGUGCUACUUUGAUAGUGGGUGAAAAUUGUGCUGAAAAGAAUGUAUACAAUGUGCUAGAAAGGCGACGUGAAACUGAAACUGUUAAUUUGUGACUAUCGAUUGGCUUCAUAUAUGUAAGCUUGUAAUCAGAUGUGUGCUAAUCAAAUAUCAAAUUACUGUUAAAUCCAUACAAAAAUUGUGUGUGUGCGUCGUGUGACGGUGCUUCAACCACAUUUUUUCGACGCUUUUCUUUUGUGUCGAAUAUUUUAUGUAAUUACGAAAAUCGUGCAAUGUUACAUCAUACCAUUCAAACUCCUUGGCUACGAAUUGAUUGAAGUUUGAUUUGCAACACCCUUUCUACAAUCAUCAGUCAUCGACCAAAAGCAGCAAGACACUCAAUCAAACUACGUCGGACAACGAUAUAAUUGAUUGGAUCGUUAAAGAAAAAUUCCCGGUCGAAUGCCAUGAGAGACGAGCCGUAGAGAUUGGUGUUCGCCUCUGAAUUCAACUGACCGUGUUACAAAACGAAAUGGUAAAUUGUGGAAAAGCAUUCAGCAUUUGAAGUGUGUGGCAGUGGAAGAAGAAUAAGUCCAAAGUGAACACCUCAAGAAAUCGCCGCAGCAGUAGCAGCAGCAGCAGAGUCGUCGAGAAAAAUCAUACAAAAAUUAUUAUGAACACCAAGAAUAGCUCUUCAAAACGGAAUACAACAAUCGCGAAAGAAUUUUUCUGAAUUUACUUCAACGUCGUUGGAAAAGCGAAAAAAGCAACAACAACAACAAACGAAACGAAACGAACAAAAUGAAUAACCGUUUUGCUAUUCGUUCGCGUCGUACGUAGACAGUUUUAGCGCAAAAAUCUUUGUGCGGGGAAGUGAUUCAUGCGUCUCGUACACUCUCCAGAGACCGAGAGAGCAUACAUAUAAUAAUAAAAAAAAAUAUUCUCGUCCAUAUAUGGUAAAGAGCACAUGCAUUGUGGCUUCGGCAUGUUUUGACUCUACUAUCGGUUUGACAUUAAACAAACGAUGUUUGUGCAUAUCGCACUCCUCGUCACUGGUUUUUUUUCUUAGUCGCAAGUAAAUGAGUGUGUGUGCUGAAUUCAGACAAAAAUAAAAACUAAGCCGUAAGACAUCACACACUACUCUGGUUUUGUUGGAUUGUUGACAGAGUCUGAGCGACUAAGUACAACGAACACGAAGAAAAAUAUAAACUAGUCAACUUUUGUAAGCAAAUAAAAUCAACAAGACAUAAAAUAAUCCGACUGCGUGCCGAAACAAAACAGCAAAUAAAAACACAACAAAAAACAUUUAAGCUCGCUUCGAUCGUUCGAAAUGAUAGUGAAAAUCUGAUUUGAAUUUGAUUCACAUUCAUUGUUGUUCGCAAUUUCUCCGCGUGCGUACUGCAAUUUCUUUCUAAUCCGGUGUAGUUUUGCAUUCAAGCUGGUGUGGUAGGCGAUUGUGAUUGGUGUGCGUAUGAACGAACUAACGAACAAACGAGCAUUCAUGUUGAAAUUCUUGUGCUCUCGAUUUGCGAUCGCAGCGGCGGCACCAGUUUCUACAGACCUUUGGUUCACACUUGUGCCAAAUUCGUGCCGUGUAAAAGACUCUGAGUUUUGUAGCUCUAAAAAGUUGUCUUAAUUUCUACGAUUAGUAAACGGAAUCAUCAAGUUGGAAAAGAAGAAGAGGAAAAGCACGAAAGAAAUCGUAAAUAAAAGUGCGCGAUGAAAGAUUAAAAAGUAGUCCCCACACACAAACAAACAAAGUGAAACAAUUCUCGAUUCAAAGCGAGAUCCGAUGAGAAAAAAACGAGCGUCGAACGAAAUUGUAAGUGCGAACUAAUGUGAAAAAAAUAAAUUUUCGCAAAAUAGACUAUUUUUUCUUGUGUGUGAAGUGAGAAGAUGCAUUGGAGAAACGUUUAAAGCGGCUUAGAUAUUUUAGAAAGAUUUGCUUUUGUUCAAGUGGUUUUUAUUUCUUGGUUCCGUCGUGUGUCUAUCGUUCGUUCGAUCGUUCGGUGUGUAUUGUUCAAUUCAACUGACGUCAGUAGACGUAAGCAACACCGAAUACUAUUGAAAAACCAGAAAUUCGAUUUUGAUUGAUCCGGUGUGUGUGUGUGUGUGUGCGCGAGCGAGCGCAAUGAAUCCACCAACAACCCAAUGCCAUAUUAUGCAUGACUAUUUCAUCGUUCAUAAAGCACUCGCACAUUGCGUACAGUAAUCAUAAUCAAUUGCAACUGUUGAAUACACGGGCGACUGUAAAAUUCGACUUAUUUUACGUGUUUUUAUUAAUCUCCACCUCAAUUUCGAUUGUUUACUGCCCCCGACACGCAUAAUGAAAUAUGAGAGAACGACGAAAAAGACGGAAAAAGAAGACGGAAAAGUAAAAUAGCCAGUAAAAUUCAACAGUCGAAACAGCAGUAGCAGUAAUAACCAGCAGUCAAGCGAGGCGCUGAAGAACUAACAAAAAAUACAAAAAAAAAUAAAGUGAAAAAAUAAACCAACAUACAAGCGCUAGAGCAAUAGCGUAACAUUCAGUUUAGUGGAACUAAUUAAAAACUUUGGCACCAGCAGCAGUAGCAGCAGUAGCUCAGCAGCAUCAGCCAACGACCAAGAAAAAGAAAACGGAUUUCAGUCCAAGUGCUGUUUAUUAGCCAUAGCUUACACUCGACGCAGUGUGUUCACCUUUAUAUUUCACGUAUUGUGAAAGAAAUUCGUAAUGAAACUUAAAACUGAACUCGACAGUGAAUGAACAAAACGAGCACGAGAAAUAAAAAAACAAAUUCGACAGAUAGAAGCGAGGCACAGCAAAAAAAAAGAGAUACAUACAUAUAGACGAUAAAUAGUUUGUGGACACGAAAAGCGUUCAGUGUUCACAAUUAAACCGCAUGCGAAUGUGUGUGUGUGUGCCUCCCGACCACUAUCACCACUUUGAAUAGUAAAUGAUUUCUUUAUAGCUGUGCUUUAUCGUGGUGUUGUUCUGUUUUUUUUUGCAGACUGUUUUAAUUUGUGUUGUCGGAUUGCGCGCGCGCACGUGAAUGUAAAUUAUAAACAAAAGCCGCAAACUGACAAGAUACCCGACCGAUUUGGCUACGGUACACAGAGGGAAAGAAAAGCUCACAUAAAAUAUUUCGCCAUAUUGAAUGAGCAGGCGCGAGGAAAAUAUACCAACAUUUAUAAAUUAUCGUGAACUCGAGUGUGUGUUAAUAAAGUGCAGCCGUUGCGUCAACGAUAAAAGCAACGACAACACGAAAUAGGGAGAAUACGACACAGAAAUUAGUACCAAAAAACCCGCAAAAUGAAAUGGUCUAGUUCAAAUUCAAGCCUAAGCAAUGGCAGUGUUGUUACGAUGGCACUCAACAAUUCAAACAAUAACAAUAGUAGCAUAAGCAGCAGUGGGAGCAACACAUCAUCAAACUACGGCCACAAUGGUAAUAUCGUGCGAUCUACAGCCACGGUUCGUCGACAUGAAAGUGAUCGCAGAAGCAUCUUCUACACCGAUCCCCACGAUAUGGAAAUAUUUUUAAAGAAUCACAACAAUAAAAAAAAGAUGUCACCAUCACUUAGCUCGAGCCGAUUACCCACUAGCAAUGGCAUAACCAAAGUAAGCGCUACAACGAAUGGAAACAGCAAAAAUGGCACAGUUCAUUCGCGUCUUCAGGCUAGCAGAAGCAGUAGCAGCAACGGUGGUGGCGGCGGUGGAGCGACAACAGAAGCCGAUCAAAUGCAACGGCGAAAAUGCGAAAAUCUCAUUUCCUAUUUCACAAACCAAAUCCAAAAUCUGAACAAAGAACUGGAAAUAGAAAAACAUUCGCGUGACACUCAUUUAGCGAAAAUUGCAAAAGCUCUGCUGUGCUUCGAGGCAAAAUUGAAAAACGAUCAGAAACAGAUUCGUCAGCAACUCUACGAAAAGGAUACACAACUGAAUCGUUUGGCUAGCGAAGUGCUAUCGUUACGGGAAAAGUACGGUGUAAAAGAUGAUGAAACGCAACAAAUCGAUCCAGUCGCUCAAUAUUGUCCGAAUUGUCGAAAACAGUACUAUUCGCUUGGCACAGCCGAUGUUAGUGUUCAAGUUAAUAAGCAUGGUCCAAUUUGUCGCGAUGACAUUGAUAAAGAAAAUAAUAUGCGUCCAAACUCAUCGAGCGAAGACGGAUUGGGACAAGUAUUCUCAUCGGAAGCGCGGCGUAGCAAGCGUUAUAUGAGCAAACGAACAUCGGGCACGUUUCGUGAAUACCUAAAUUCCAGAAACAUUGACCUGGCAUUCAACUGCAGUGAUGAAUCGUCGUUUAACAAAAGUUUCGAGAGUUCACAGCCACAAUCCGAGCAAAUGGAACAUAAACCAAUCGUUGAGACAAAAACAAAAGACGGUUUUAUGCGAAAAGGAAGUAUGCGACGAUCAACGAAAUCAUCUGUUGCGAUAAAAUGUGAUAAAAAUGGCAAUAAAUUGAGUGAUAAAACCGAUAAUGAAACGGCAAUCAUCAAAGCGAAAUCGGCGGCCACCGAUUCAAAUGGCAGAAGAGCAUUCGACAUUGAAGUAUCUGCAAAUAACCAGACAACAAAAAGUGUAUCUGGUGCAAAUAAUUCGUUUUUAAAGAAAUACGAUAACGAUGUGAGCAAACCAAAAAAUCCGCAAUUUGAAUCGAAUGACGAUGUAUGGUAUGCGAGCGCAAGCGAUAUGGAUGACUCGGACGGAGCGGUAUCCAAACCAUAUGGCUACAAUGCAGUGAAUCCAGUACUGGAAUGUGUUAAUCAAAUUCUCUUGCAACAAUCAAUGGAUGGCAUAAUGGAGAGCUGUGCGAAUAGAAAUGAUACCAGCACUGAUAUGCCCGCUGCGACCUCAACACCAUCGAACAAUAAUAAUUUAACGGAUUCUCCUCCCAAAGAGACUACAAACACAUUGAAAAAACGUGUACACUUUUCCACACAAAACUCAAUGGUACAAGUUCCACGGUCCGAUAGUUCAUCGAAUUUAUACCGUUUGAAUGCUUCAGCAACGUCAACCGUUGAUGCAUGUAAUGCCAAGGAUCUUAGCUACGCAACCAUAUACGGUAACGAGUAUGAGCCAAUUGGAUCGGAAAAUAAUUCAACAAACCAUUAUGUUGAUAUGGAUUCAAAAUUGGAAGAUGAACGCUGUCCGUCGAUGAUUGAAAAACCAAAAACACCACCAGCUCUGCCCCCGAAGCCACCGAAUCUGCUGAAAUUUCGCCAAAUAUUGAAAAUGUCCUCAUCAUAUCCCGUUGUCGUUCAGUCAACAUCAACGAAAUCCGUUGAUAACGAAUCUGAACCGGACUAUUGUUCCAUUGGUGACGUACAAGAGACAGUUAAAAGCGUACAAAUCGUGGCUGACGUGCAUAAAAAUGCAGACGAUGAUGUAUCAUCACAUGCCAGCGAAGAGACGAAAACUGACAUGACAGAUGAAACAUUCGCUGAUAUUCCAAAGCUACCAAACGUGGUCGCUUUGUUAUCGCCGAAGAAAGAAUCGUCACAUAGCAAGGUCAUCGCUCAAGACAAUUACGUGAUCAAAUCGUCUCCGCCGAAACGUGCAAAACCGGCCGUGUUGCCUACGAAAGCGGUGGUCGCCAAUUUACUGUCUGAAAUAAGUGCACAGAAACCCAAGGGUCCUAUCAGCAAUCAAAUAUCAAAGCCAAAAAUUAUAACUGAACUCGAUGAAAGUACCAAGAAGAAUCCAUUAAAAUUGAUGGGUCAACAGAAAAUGACGACAAUUGUUGAGACAACGACAACGACAAUGUCAACGACGACAACGAAUGCGGCACAACAGCAAAUGGUAUCGGUGCACCCGAUGAAAGCGCUGCCAAUCAUUAAACAGACCGAUAAGAUACUGAUGCCCAUUCAAGCUGAAUUCGAUUGGUACAAUUUAGAUGUUGAAUAUGGAAAAUUGUUACCCACGAACAUUCUGGAAAAUGGAAAAGAAAGCGAAACUCAAGACCAUGUUGAAUACAAUUUGGAUGCGGAGUUUUCGUUGACUUCAUGCUCCGACAAUAAUUCAUCGCUCGAGUCAAGUGGUAGUACCAUUCAUUUUGUUCCCAUUACAGUUGCAGAGGAUUGCAAUGGAUGUGGCGGUAAUCAAAUUUCGGAUGAUGAUAUUGCCAGCACCAAAAAUAAUAUUUUGUUGAAUCCGGCACGUUUGAAGAAACUUAUUAAUAAAACGGCAACCGUUCAGACCGAUGUUAAUGUUAAGUCAUUCGACACAUUCUUAGAGCAAACCGGUUUAACUGAAAAACCAUUACCGCAAAAGCGCAAAAUUUUUUAUAAUGCACCAUUUGUAUAGUGUGUGUGCGCGCGCGAUAUGAAUCAUUCAGUGCGGAACAACAACAACAACGAAAAAUAGUAAAGGCGAAAUAAAGCAGCAACAGCAGCAGCAGCCGUAAUAACAACGAACGAAAGCGACAAUCGAAAUAUGCUAUCGAUUGGAUUUCGACCUUAUAUUUAAAUGAAAACGAAACAAUGGCAAAAUUGAAACGUACUAUUCUAUUGUAAUACUAUAGAUAUAUUUGGGUACCGUUAAGCUUGCAGCAGAAAAAAAAAUAUAACUAUUUGUAUUUAAAGCACGUUCAAAACUAUUUAUUUGUAUUGUGUUUUCCCUCAAUUUUUUUAAUUUGUAUUUUGGCUCAGUAUUUUUUUUUCUCCUCUGUUUAAGAUGUAAUUUAUAAAAUAGAAGUUUGGUGAGCUUAAAAAUGAUGUAGAGAGAGUUCAGUUGGCUUGCUUUACAAUGUACAUAAUAAAAGCAUAGACUAGACUAGUAUUUGUAAAAGUGAUAUUUUUGGCAUUUUGCUCUUUGCUCUAUCUCGAGCUAAUUUAUGUUUGCUAUUCGAAACAAUAGAUGUAACAACAAAUCAUACUUUUCGAGAAAGAGAGACAUUUACAAUUGUCUUUUCUUUUAUUAUCUCUCCAUUCGCAAAAGAUGUGAACAGAAGAAGAGAAAAACGCGCGCAAUAAUUUGCUUCGACUUAACGGAAGUAUAACAUUUUGAAGGACCUUUGCACUAUAUUCAUUACUUUGCGGAGGAUAUGCCAUGAAUGAAGACGAGCCAAAUUUGCAUACGAACCGUAUCUCGCUUUCUUCGGUGCUCGGCACGAUUUGCACUAAAUCAAUACAUCUUAUUCAAUAGUCUCACGAUGAAUAUUAUCGGUGAUUCGCCCGAAUAAUGAUUUGUGAUUAUAUUGAUGGGGAGAGCGAGCGAAAAAAAUUGGUUCCGCUUGAAAAGCAAAAGUAAUUCGGGCGGAUAUCAUUUGAUUGUAAACGGAAAAAUAAAUUGAUCCAAUCGGAAUGUAAUAAAUUCAUGUCCUAGCUCUGCUCUCCAACGUGCCUGAGAGCAAAAAAUGAGAAAUGACACGGAAAAAAACUAGGUACUUAAAGCUACAUCAAAUCCCAACAAAAUAUUUCAAGCUCGAUAAGUAGAAAUUUCUGUGUAAAGAUGAAAAAUGCGAAAUAAAAUUGACUAUAUUGACA